This is a messenger RNA of Propithecus coquereli (Coquerel's sifaka), 524 nucleotides long. It is a transcript of the gene PRM2, whose product is annotated as protamine 2. Gene Ontology annotation, molecular function: DNA binding. The transcript has 2 exons. Bases 1 to 429 code for a protein of 142 amino acids. The record is from RefSeq and is a predicted model, not a curated record. Lineage: Eukaryota; Metazoa; Chordata; Mammalia; Primates; Indriidae. Gene Ontology annotation, biological process: nucleus organization; chromosome organization; spermatid development. Gene Ontology annotation, cellular component: nucleus.
AUGGUCCGGUACCGCGAGAGGAGCCCCAGCGAACGCCCGCACCAGGGGUACAGGCAGCAAGGGCACGGGCAGGAGCAAGGGCUCGAGGGCCAGGAGGAGCAGGGCCUGACCCCGGAGAGCAUCGAGUUCUAUGGCAGGACCUACCAAGGCCGCCGCUGUAGGCGCAGGCGCUGCUCUCGGAGGAGGCUGUGCCGGAUCCACAGGCGGCGGCGACGCUCCUGCCGAAGGCGCAGAAGACGCUGCUGCAGGCGGAGGCAUCGCAGAGAUUGCCUAGGCACCCCUCUCAACCAGAAUUUUCUUUCCCAAAAGGCUGCAGAAGGAGGAGGAGAAGAUGCAGAAGGCGCUACUACUAAACUUCCUGAGCCCCUCGCCCCUGGCUGGAAGUUAAGGAGAAUUCGCCUGCCCAAGAAACACCACGCGAGGCCAUAGCAACUCCCCCACGUCAGAUGCCCAAGCCCUGAGUUGCUGAAGAACCCACAAGAUCUGAAUAAAAUGAGCAAAAGUCACCUGCCAAAUAAAACUUG